UAUUAUGAUUACUUCAAGGUUAAAUCAGUUUACAAUCAACGACAAUCAAUUCCGUCAUAGAUUUCGAAUGCACAAACCAUUCUUCUGUCACAUUAUGGAUAAGAUGGUUGGGGGGGAUCAAUUCUCCUAACAACGUAGGAAUGUAGCUGGAAGUCUUAGCUUAUCACGACUACAAAAAUGCACUGCAGCAAUAAGAAUGUUAGCUUAUGGUUUGGCUCUGAAUGUCGUGGAUAAAUACAUACGCAUGAGUCAAACUUCCUUUAGGAAGUCAUUGCAAUAUUUUACUCAAUGGGUGAUCAAACAGUUUGAACCUGAAUACAUAAGAAGUCUAACAUAUGGUGAUUUAAGAAAAAUCCUUCACCAAUUAAAGCAAUUUGCAGGUCGUAGAAGAACGCAACCCUAAUUUAGGAAACCGUGGCAGGUCAAGAUUUAUGGAUUUGACAUGCAUUAAUUUGGAAUCCCCGACCCUUGUAAUGAUCUUAACGUCCUUUACCGUUUUUUGACAUUCGAUGAUGUUCUGCAAGGUCGAGCACCUCUAAUUAAUUUUAUGGUAAACGAUCAUGAGUACAACAUAGGUACAUAAUGAAAGCUUGUAUCAUUAUGUACAAAAUGACCGACGAGGUUUUAAAAAGGUAUUACGAAUUACAAUUUUACCCCAAUAUAUAGUAUAAAAUGACAAAUGCAACCUCUUAAUGCACAAAUUUCGUCAAUCAAAUACGGAGUAGAUUAACUUGUAUUUUCUCCUAGAUUUUUUCAUAUUUCAUCAUAUAUUAUCAUUUCAAAAUUAUUUUUAAGAUUCCCAAGAUUUCGGACAUCCUAUUUUAAUAAACCAUCCUCACAUCUCUUCCCCUCCGACGUUUCCGUCCACCAUUUUCCAGUUUCUGAACAUUUUUGGAGGAAAAACAAAGAACCCAACUUCCCAAAAGAAAAAAGAAAAAAAAAAUUCCAUAAAAAUUUCUCAAGAAAUUCUAGGCAUUUUCCCAAUAAUUUCUGGGUAAUGGCGAUUCAUCUGCGUCUGAAGGGGACGUUGCUCCUCUUUGUUGUUGGUUUAGCCAUCGCUUUUGCUGCCGAUGAUGCCGUUUCUUCCAAAUGCAGCAACAAACCUCGAAAGGUUAAGGUGAAAUACUGGGUCAAUGGUGUUGAAAAAGGUCUUUUGAAGGCAAUAACUGCAGAUUUUGGCCCUUACCCUCCUCAUGAGGAAAAAAGUCCUAGAUUACCAGCUGUAUUAACAAAUCCCUUGAAUGGUUGCUCUAAUUUAACAUCGAAGGUGAGUCAAUCAGUUGCACUUUCUAAUCGGGGGGAAUGCGAAUACACAAUCAAGGCAAAAGUUGCUCAAUCCGGUGGUGCUGCAGCUUUGAUUGUCAUAAAUAACCAAGAUGAACUAGAUGAAAUGGCUUGUUCCAAGAAUGUAACUGAUUUGAACAUUGCUAUUCCUGUCGCCAUGAUUUUAAAAUCCGGAGGAGACGUUCUUAGCAAAGCUAUAGAAGCAAGGAAUCGAGUGGAGCUGCAAAUAGACUUGCUAAAACCUCCAGUUAUUGAUCUUCCUAGGACCUUAUUAUGGGUUAUAGCUGUUGCAACACUUACAAUUGCUUCCAUCUGGCCGGAUCUAUGUGUACAAGAACAGAUUGAUGAAAGCUAUGAUGAACUGUCACGAAAGGAAUCUUCUGCAGCCAAGGAUGAUUCUGAGCUGGAUACACUUGACAUAAAUGUGAUGGGUGCUGUGGUGUUUCUCAUUGUGGCUUCAGCGUUCCUGCUGCUACUAUAUUUUUUUAUGUCAUCAUGGUUUGUCAUUGUGCUGAUUAUUAUGUUCCUCAUCGGAGGUUCUGAGGGAAUGUAUUAUUGCUUCACAAGUCUUUUGCUAAGACGAUGUGGAAAUGCCAGACAAAUACAUAUUAAAUUACCUCUGGUUGGGGAAUUUUAUGUUAUUCGUUGUUUGUUCUGGUUGGCUUGUUUUGGCUUUGGAAUUUUUUGGGUGGUGACUCGACACAGAUCAUACUCGUGGAUUGGUCAAGAUAUUCUAGGAGUUUGUUUUAUGAUCAGAGUUCUGCAGAUGAUUCGGUUGCCCAAUAUAAAGGUUGCAACAGCGCUAUUGUGUUGCGCGUUCUUAUAUGAUAUCUUUUGGGUCUUCAUAUCAAAAAGUAUAUUCCAGCAAAGCGUCAUGGUUGUGGUUGCCAGUGGUCAAAAUAGCGGCGGCGAAAAUCUCCCUAUGCUUUUGAGAAUCCCUCGCUUUAAUGAUCCAUUUAAUGGUUAUAAUUUGCUUGGCUUUGGAGACAUUCUUGUUCCUGGUUUACUUGUCUCAUUUUGCUACAGAUUCGACAAGGCACAUAAGAAGGGCUUAAUCAAUGGAUAUUUUUUCUGGUUGGUGAUUGGUUAUGGUGUUGGGCUCAUCUUCACAUACAUAGCUUUGUCCCUGAUGGAACAGGGUCAACCUGCGCUGUUGUAUCUCGUACCUUGUACAUUAGGCCCGGCAGUUAUAUUGGGUUUCUUCAGAGGUGAGCUGAAAGAUCUUUGGAAUCGUGAAUCUGAAUCAGAAUCAGAUGGACAACAAUCUGCUGAAGUGUGAAAGGCCAGUAAUUAGCCAAAAUUGUAUUUCAACACUGGUCGAUAUAUGUAGGCUACUCAUGAUCGAUUAUUGUGCAUAAUCUUUUCUGCUUUAUUAUGUUUAAUUUUGGGAGGGAUACCAUACAGUUGGUGUAUUGUUAUGUUGUACAAAAUGUAUAAUUCACGAUAUAGGACUAAAAAAAGUAUAGAAAAAAAUGUUAGGCAGCGCAUCAGAGAGCGCAAAAUUACUUCAUUCUAUAUUUGUUCGCUCUGUUCUAGGACUAUGAUCAAUACAGCAGCAAUAGUACUGUCCAUUUCUGCUUCUA
Messenger RNA from Chenopodium quinoa (quinoa), 2867 nucleotides. RefSeq names its product signal peptide peptidase-like 5. Bases 998 to 2563 code for a protein of 521 amino acids. NCBI's taxonomy places the organism in Eukaryota, Viridiplantae, Streptophyta, Magnoliopsida, Caryophyllales, Amaranthaceae. Gene Ontology annotation, cellular component: lysosomal membrane; Golgi-associated vesicle membrane; cytoplasmic side of endoplasmic reticulum membrane. The record is from RefSeq and is a predicted model, not a curated record. The transcript is spliced from 14 exons. Gene Ontology annotation, biological process: membrane protein proteolysis. Gene Ontology annotation, molecular function: aspartic endopeptidase activity, intramembrane cleaving.